AGCGAGGCGAGGUCGAUCGCACGACGUACGCAGACGCAGGCGCAAAGGUGUUGGUAGACUGGUACGUAGUACCGUUUGGUACUGUUCAUGCCUGCGCCUUCUUUUAUGCGUCUGCGCAGUGCUCUCUCUCUCUUCUCGCCCAUGCAUUCAAUUCCAUCCAUCGACCGAUCUCGUUGUAGAGUCUCGUCCGACGGAUUCCGAUCGAUCGGUCGAGGGAUCUGACGCCGCUACAGUGCCGGGCGGGCUGCUAUACAAGAGGCAGUGGUGACCGGUGAGCCUCCUGGUGCGCUUCUCUGCUUCCGCUUCUUCCCAAAUUCGGCCGCUCCGUCAGCCGCGGCCAUACUGUCGCUGCGGCGUCCGGGGCUUAAAAGGGGGAGUGAGUGGUGGUGCUGCAGGGGAAUCGCCCAUGGAGGGCUCCCGGGGGAGGUGGAGGUGGGGUGGCAGGCGCAGAUCCAUGCUAAUGGUGGCGCUGGCCCUGUGCUUCGUCGUGGUCGUCUCCCUGUGCUGCUGCGCCCGGCCCGGGGCUUGCAGUGGCAGUGGCUGCAGUGGGAGGAGUACCGUGGUGGCGCUCCGUUCAGAUUUUUGGAGACGAACAGCAGCAUCGUUCGGUAAUCAGGAGCGGUCAGGAGCCAGCGGGAGCGGAGGACGGCGGCGGCUGCUGGUGGUGGCCGGGCCGGGGUCGUACCCGCCGCGGUGCACGGGCAAGUGCGGCAGCUGCAGCCCGUGCUACCCGGUGCACGUGGCCGUGCCGCCGGGGGUGCCGGUCACCACGGAGUACUACCCGGAGGCGUGGCGGUGCAGGUGCGGCAACCGGCUCUACAUGCCAUGAUCGGCACAAGAUGAAAACAAGGCCGGUCUCGAUCGGCACCUGGCCGAGCAGGGACGUCAAGCCGAGCGCGGUGAGCUUACCGACGCCGAUCGACCUCGGCGCAAGCUGACGAGAGCGCCCGUCGUCGCGCUCCAUUAUUGCUCGGGGCGGGGGCCGGGCGGCUCGACCGCGGCUGCAGCUGCAGCAGUGCCAUGGCUGUCGCGGCGCGCCUGCCUCUGCCUGCAUGGGUGGAGCUGCAGGGGGGUGGUGGCCCGCUCGGCCGCUGGGCUCUGUUUCUGUGCGUGUCUCCUCUGCGCCGCUGGAAUUCGCACGGCCCUACCACGACGCGCCGGGGCAUGGGGGGGCUGUACGGCGCGUGCUGUGCUGGGGCUGGGAGGAGAGUGAGAUACAGUGCACGGACAAUGCCCGCUCCUGCACGUGUCCAGAUCAUCUGUUGAUAUGAGAUUCCAUGUUCCCCCCUUCUUCCGUUCUGUUCCGUUUAGAAUUUUGAUUUCAUUUUGCGCUGGUGAUCUUCUUGCCCACUUGAUGUGUGAUGAACAGACGCGACGCGAGUCAAAUGCGAUGUUUGUAA
Molecule: messenger RNA, 1400 nt
Organism: Triticum aestivum (bread wheat)
Lineage: Eukaryota; Viridiplantae; Streptophyta; Magnoliopsida; Poales; Poaceae
Product: EPIDERMAL PATTERNING FACTOR-like protein 4
Exons: 3
Coding region: 407-829 (140 amino acids)
Biological process (GO): guard cell differentiation; stomatal complex development
Source: RefSeq, a predicted model, not a curated record